Messenger RNA from Botrytis fragariae, 4566 nucleotides. Its product is annotated as putative dna-(apurinic or apyrimidinic site) lyase 1 protein. The record is from RefSeq and is a predicted model, not a curated record. Gene Ontology annotation, biological process: base-excision repair. Bases 1 to 4566 code for a protein of 1521 amino acids. The transcript has 8 exons. NCBI's taxonomy places the organism in Eukaryota, Fungi, Ascomycota, Leotiomycetes, Helotiales, Sclerotiniaceae. Gene Ontology annotation, molecular function: DNA binding; DNA-(apurinic or apyrimidinic site) endonuclease activity; oxidoreductase activity, acting on paired donors, with incorporation or reduction of molecular oxygen. Gene Ontology annotation, cellular component: nucleus; mitochondrion.
AUGAUUGAGAAUUCUCAAAUUUAUUAUGUCCUUGCCUUGGGCAUCGUCAUACUCUGUGUUAAUGCAAUUUUACCCCGCAAGUCUGAACACAACUCCAUGGAGCCAGUUCGCAUUCCCUCAACUAUACCAUUCAUUGGCCAUUUUAUGGGUCUCUUCCGACACAGAAAUGAAUACUACAAUCUUUUGAGUCAAAAAUGGGAUUUUCCAAUCUUCACUAUCAGCAUGCUCCAUAAAGACAUUCAUAUCGUUACUUCAGCCGACUUCAUUCCAUCUCUUCAUCGUCAAUAUAAAGCAGUUUCGCUGUGGGAGUUGGAGGCACAAUUCACAGUGAAAUUGGCUGGCUUGACUCAAGCUGCGGCAGAAAGGAUGCACACUAAUAUGUCCUCAGAAGAGAAUCCAAGUCUAAUGCUUCAAGGAAUCAAGGUGAUUCAGGGUACACUCGCUUCCACGGAGUCCAUAAAAAAAAUGCUUCGUAUCGGAACACUAGCUACGAAGAAUCAGCUAGAUAAUUGGGCAAAUCCAGCCGAAAACAAUCAAAACAACAAGGUCAACUUAUUAGAAUGGUUGCAACACCAAUUGACCCUUGUCAUUACAGAAAGUUUGUAUGGGGAUAAAAACCCUUACCGGGAUCCAGAGGUCGAAGCAGGAUUUUGGGCUUUCUCUGACGGUUCAUUGAGACUUUUACUACCGGAUUUUCUAUCGAACAUCAUCGCUACUGAAGCUGUACGCGGUCGAGCUGCAGUCGUAAAGGGAUUCCAAGAAUACUUCUCGAGCGGCGGACAAACUGGAGGAUCAGAUCUCAUGAAAAAUAGAUUUGAAUUGUUAGUUGAUCAUUCGGACAGUCGUCACAGCGACCUAGCGAAAAAUGAAAACCUGAUCAAUAUUGCGGCCUUGUCCAACACAGUUCCUUCGGCAUUUUGGGUUCGGAACCAAGUAGGAGAAUUGACAACAUCCGAAGUUUCGGCUCAAGGAGAGACAAUUUGUAAGAUCGAUCUACAGAAGCUGAUUCAACUACCAAUCCUUUCUUCCUUGAUUUUAGAAACUUUGAGAUACCGAUCAACUGGUACUGGACCCCGUCUCGUUAUGGAAGACACGUUUGUCGGCAAAGAUCAACAAUACCUACUUAGGAAAGAUUCCCUGGUAAUCAUCGCUAACAAGAGACUACACUUUGACAAGCGUGCAUGGGGAGAGACGGCAGAUUCCUUUCGUUUCGAUCGAUUCUACGGUAAGACUCCUGCAAGCGCAUUCCGCGUCUUUGGAGGAGGAGCGAACAGGUGCCCAGGUCAAGGAAUUGUGACAAAUAUCAUUGCAGCUUUCGCAGGAAUGUUUGCGAUGAGAUUUGAUAUCAUUCCGAACGGAAAUGAUUGGACUGAUCCAGGUCAAGAUCUCGAAAACAUGUCUACUCAGACAGGUCCGCCAAAGAAGGAGUUUAUGUUCCGUAAACUCGUGCUAGAUACGCCCGCGAGGCAAGCUGGAACGGGAGACAAAAGUUCAAGCAUUGGCGCAACUCCCAGACGAGAUGGCGCAACACCAUCUGCCCUUGGUUCUCGAAUGCGAAGUUCCAUACCCAUGACACCCCGCUCAGUAGGUGGUGUUGAUUUCGCACGUCAAGUGGCUGAACAACGAGCUCUUAACAAUCCUUCGCAACCAAAGAAAUUUCGCUCAGUCGCCGCACCUAAAGGUUCGAAACUCGCAGCUGGAUAUACCGAUCGCACCAAACAGCGCAUUGAUGAGGAUGAAGAUGAUAAAGCCUCCAGAGUCAAGGCGCUGGAGGAAAUGAUGAAAUUACAACAGAUUGACGAGUCUACAUUUUUAAAAUUGAGGGACGAGAUAUUGGGUGGUGAUGUUCAAAGCACGCAUUUAGUAAAAGGGCUGGAUUACAAGUUAUUGGAGCGGGUUAGGAGGGGUGAAGAUGUUUUGAGCGGAAAUAAUGAAGACGAAGAUGAUGCUGAAGAGACAGGGAAUCUGGACGACGAGUUUGAGAGGUUGGAGGAAAAAGACGUGGUUGCUGUUGAGAAGGAGAAGAGCAGAAAGAAGGGAGAAAUGGCACCACCAAGUUUGAUUCCGGGGAAGAAAAGGACUAGGGAUCAGAUUCUGGCAGAGAUGAAAGCGGCAAGGCAAGCGGCAAAGGAGGCAGCUCAGCCGUCUUUAGGAGCAAGAUUCAAAAAAGUUGGAGCUCCAAAAUCUACAAGCAGGAUUGAAAUGGACGGGAAAGGGCGGGAGGUUCUCAUUAUUGUUGAUGAGAAUGGAAACGAGAAGAGGAAAGUUAGGAGACUGCAGGCGGAACCGGAAGUGGAGAAAGGGCAUGGUCUACUAAUGCCUGAUAAGGAUGCAAUACCAUUAGGUAUGGAAGUUCCAGAAAUACCAAAAGAACCAGAACCAGAAGAAGAAGAUAUCGAUAUAUUCGACGAUGCGGGAGAUGAUUAUGAUCCAUUAGCUGGGCUUGAAGACGGAGAUUCAGAAUCAGAUGCGGAAGCUGAAGACGGAGAAGUCACGGAAGAUAGUCAACGAAAGAAGCCCAAGAUUCAAGAUUCGCCUCAAGAUUCGCCGCAAGAUUCGCCGCAAGAGCCAGCUGUGUCCAGAAGUAUGGCACCACCUCCACGACCUAACAAACCUAGAAACUACUUUGGCGAAUCCGAACCUGAAACAACAUACAAUGAGACCAAGCCAAAAGCUUUCAGUGAUCCGACUAUUCUCGCCGCCCUCAAGAAAGCCUCAACUCUUAACCCUAUAUCCAGAGUUCCCGAAACAGCAGAAGAAGCCGCAAAGGAAGCGCGGCGGAAGAAGAUGCUCCAACAGGAUGAUCGUGAUAUGGAGGACAUGGAUAUGGGAUUCGGAAGUAGUCGAUUUGAAGACGAAGCUGAUUUUGACGAGACGAAAGUCAAGCUAUCAGCGUGGGGUCAGGAAGACGAUGAUGAAGAUGAGAAAGGGGAAGGUAAAUCCAAGAGGAAAAGAGGAUCGAAGAAGAGGAAGGGGGAUUCAAAUAGUGCUGCGGAUGUCAUGAAGAUCGUCGAGACAACGAUGCCUCCUCGAAGAUCCGGUCGAAAUGCUAAUACUGCAACUGCAGAUGUUCCAGGAACUGAAGCCUCGUCUGCUGCAGCCAAGAAGGGUGGAAAAGAUAUAAAAACUGAGAAUACCGAGGUUCCAAAGUUAGCUGCGAACAGCAUCCGAAGCAAAGCGAAAGAAGAUAGUGGCAAUUUCGAAGACGGAGACGAAAAUGAAGAAGAAAAGAAAGCUAUUGAUCUCCCGAAAACAGCUAAGACCGUUGAUGUGAAGAAGGAGGCUAUAGUGGUCACAAACAAAAAAGCUCCCGUGAAACGCAAACUCAAGCAAGAGGAGGACGAAGGCGAAGAGGACAAGGAAGAGAAGAAGGUUACGAAAAAGAGGAAAACAAAAGAAGAAAAAGAAGCUGAAAUUAUGCCAUUGGUAGAACGUACUUUGGUUUCGAGUUUAAAAAAGGCUAUACAUAUCGGCGCUCAUGUUAGUGGUGCAGGAGGCGUCCAAAAUUCAGUCAAUAACUCUUUACGUAUCGGUGGCAAUGCAUUCGCUUUGUUUCUCAAAUCUCAACGGAAAUGGGUCAAUCCUCCUUUAGCUUCUGAAGCUCGCGAUCAAUUCAAGGCUUUAUGUAAAGAACAAAAAUACGAUGCCUCGAAAUUCGUUCUUCCACAUUGUUCAUAUCUAGUCAAUCUAGCGCAACCAGACGAAGAGAAAGCCAAGCAAGCAUACGAUUGUUUUCUGGACGAUCUGAAAAGGUGUGAAGAGUUAGGCAUAAAACUUUACAACUUUCAUCCGGGAAGUACAGGUGGCAAUCCAAGACCGGAAGCAAUCGGGCGUAUCGCGACCCAAUUGAACAAAGCUCACAAAGCGACAAAGACGGUAAUCACACUGUUGGAGAAUAUGGCAGGAGCUGGAAAUGUAAUUGGUUCCACAUGGGAAGACCUUCGGGACAUUAUUGCUCUUAUUGAUGAUAAAUCCCGAGUUGGUGUUUGUCUAGAUACAUGUCAUACAUUUGCUGCAGGAUACGAUUUGAGAUCACCCAAAGCUUUCAAGGAGACUAUGGAUGGGUUCGACAAGAUUGUUGGAUUACCAUACCUAAAAGCUUUGCAUCUCAAUGAUAGCAAGUCACCGUUAGCAUCAAAUCGAGAUUUACACGCCAACAUCGGUACUGGUUUUCUUGGCCUUCGAGCAUUCCACAAUGUCGUAAACUUUGAACCAUUUCAAGAUAUGCCUAUGGUUCUCGAAACACCAACUGAGAAGAAAGAUGCGAAGGGAAAGACUGUCGAGGAUCCAUCUACGUGGGCUAAGGAAAUUAAAUUACUCGAGGGACUACUCGAAAGAGAUCCUGAAAGCAAAGAGUUCAAGGAAGAAGAGCAACGCUUACAGAACUUAGGAGCAGAUGAACGGAAGAAGUUUCAGGGCCAAGCUGAUAAGAAAAAGCAAGAAGUCCUCAAAAAGGGACAAAAGACUCUUGAUUCAAUGUUCAAAAAAGGAUCAGCAAAAAAGGGCAAGAAAGGCGCGAAGGAGAGCGAUGGCGAGGAAUCUGAAGAUGGUGGCUGUUCACAUUGA